Messenger RNA from Talaromyces marneffei, 1563 nucleotides. RefSeq lists its product as uncharacterized. Gene Ontology annotation, biological process: transmembrane transport. Gene Ontology annotation, molecular function: transmembrane transporter activity. The coding region runs from base 1 to 1563 and encodes 520 amino acids. The record is from RefSeq and is a predicted model, not a curated record. Lineage: Eukaryota; Fungi; Ascomycota; Eurotiomycetes; Eurotiales; Trichocomaceae. The transcript has 2 exons.
AUGGAGUACAAUCUGGCCGAAAAUCCCAAUACUAUGUUGCCCCCUGGUACGGUGCAUCUGGUUGCUGAACAAUCAAACAAAAUUAUUCUGGUUCCCAAACCCUCAGCAGAUCCAAAUGAUCCAUUGAAUUGGUCCAAGAAUCGAAAACGGUUGAACGUCACUUUGCUCUUGUUCUAUGUAUUCACGACGGGUAUCGGUGGUACCUCGGUGUACUCGGUCUUCACUCCGAUUUCUAAAGAAACGGCCAUCAGCAUAGCCCAGCUUAACAAUGGUACCGGAUACCUUUUUCUUAUGGCAGGAUGGACAAAUAUUAUAUGGCAACCCCUGGCUCUUACCUUUGGUCGACGCCCUAUUAUUUUGUUGAGCUUACUCUUUUGUGUCGCCAUAUCUGAAUGGACAGCGUGGAUUGACCACUAUCCAUCGUGGGCUGCAGCACGAUGCCUAUAUGGCUUGGCCUGUGCUCCAGUCGAAGUACUACCGCAAAUCUGUAUCCCAGACGUGUUCUUUGCUCAUGAAAGAGGCGCUUUUAUUGGGUGGUACAUGUUUGUCCUCUGUGCCAGCAAUUUUAUUGCACCUCUCAUCGCCGGGUUCAUGAAUGAUACCUACGGAUGGCAUUGGGUACAGCAUUGGGCUGCCCUGAUUCUAGCUCUAAAUUUCGUGCUUGCCUUCUUUCUGUACGAGGAGUCGAUGUAUACGCGUACAAGCGUGGAGGGCGAGAAAGUGGACGAGUUUCCCGAUUUGGAUGACAGACAUGCUGCUCAACGGUCCGAUGUGGCUACAGGAAGCCGAAAGGAAACACUACUAGAGAGCAUGAAGCUGUGGUCCUAUAAUGGAAACUCGUUCUCUCAGAUUAUUCGUAUCGCAUACCGCCCGAUUCUGAUUUUCUUCCAAUUCCCUAAUAUCAUGUGGGCAGGCUUUAUGUACGGAUUCGCCUUGGCCUGGUACAAUGUGUACAAUGCAACUACUUCAGCUAUCCUCUCAGCGGCACCCUAUGAUUUUUCUGCUGCUCUUGUCGGUCUCUCAUAUGUUGCGCCAUUAAUAGGUGCCACUAUCGCAGGUGUUGUCUCCGGACCUGUCGCCGACUGGUUGACACUGAGAUUGGCUUCACGGCUCGGAGGUCUCCGUGAGCCAGAACAACGUCUUUGGGGUUUAGUUGUUUACUGUCUUUUGAUGCCUGGGGGUCUUUUACUCUGGGGCCUAGGUACAUACCACCAAGUUCAUUGGGCAGUUAUCCUCCUCGGCGGUCUUUUCUGCGGUUAUUGCAAUGUUUCUGGUGGUGCUUAUGCACUUGCCUAUGCCGUUGACUGCUUCAAGGAACUGUCAGGUGAAACGAUUGUUUCGGUCAUCCUAUGCCGAAAUACGCUGAGCUUUGCUUUCAACUAUGCCAUUACACCAUGGAUUGAUGCACAAGGUCUACAAAAAACCUUUAUCGCCGUUGCGAUUUUGUCCUUGGCGUUUGGUAUGAGCUUUUUGCUCAUGGAAUGGAAAGGAAAGGCAUUGAGAGUGAUGUCUGCAGGAAGGUACUGGAAAUAUGUUGAAACACAGGUGGUGAAAUUCACUUGA